AUGCGUGGAAGGUCGUUUGGCCUUUUGGGUUUUAGGAUGUGAGUGGGGCGCAUUGGGCGAGAAAAUUGGAAUGGCUUCGCCUUCCAGCCGCUGUGCCCUUUGUGGCAAGCAGGCCGGGGCUGCUGAGAAGGGUUCGGAAUUUGUGACAAUGAGGGAUGUGAGUGGGGCGCAUUGGGCGAGAGGAGUGGAAUGGCUUUGCUUUCCAGCCACUUUGCCGUUUGACUCGAGUGGGGCAUUCGUUUUGGAGGAGAGGCGGCCGGUCUGUGGUGCCUUGCGGGUGGGCGAGUGGGAGUGGGAGGGUGGUUUGUUUGCGGUUGGAGACUUGUUGAUUUGCUGCUGUGUAGGUGCGUGGAAGGGUGUUAGGCGUUUUGGGUUUCAGGAGGAGUGGGGCAUAGGUUUUGGAGGAGAGGCGGCCGGUCUGUGGUGCAUUGUGAGUGUCCGCAUUGUCAGUUGGAUCGCAGUUGCAGAUGUGAGCAGUGCGCAUUGGGCAAGAGAAUUGGAAUGGCGUCGCUUUCCAGACGCUUUUGCUGAGUGGGGCAUAGGUUUUGGAGAAGAGGUGGCCGGUCUGUGGUGCCUUGCGGGUGUGAGCGUUGUCAGGUGGAUCGCAGUUGCAGUGCGUGUUGGUGCUGCAGCAAGCAGGGCGGGGCUGUUGAGGAUGGUGCGGGGAGUUGUGACUUCGCAGCUGCGCAGUGUGGUUGUAUUGUGUUUUGUUGGUGUGCGUAGAGGGACGUUUGGAUGUGUGCAAGAUGUAAGUGGCGUACAUUGGUCGAGAGAAGUGGAAUGGCUUCGCUUUGAAGCCGCUUUGCCGUUAGUGGGUGCGAGGCAGGCCUUCACAGCUGCGCAGCUUGGUUGUGUUAAGGUGCGUGGAAGGGUGUUUCACAUUUUGGAUUUUAGCUGCCGGGUCGCUGUUUUUGUUUGUGUUGGUGCUGCAGCAAGCAGGGCGGGGCUGUUGAGAAAAGUUCGGAAUUUGUGCCAAUCAGGACACGUGCUGGAGCUGGUAUUGGAGUGGGGCAUAGGUUUUGGAGGAGAGGCGGCCGGUCUGUGGUGCCUUGCGGAUCAGGGCGGGGCCGUUGAGAAGGGUUCGGAAUUUGUGACAAUGAGGAUACGUGCUGCAGCUGGUGUUGCCAGGCAGCCUUCGCAGCUGCGCAGUGUGGUUGUGCUGUGGUUCGCUGGUGUGUGGGGAGGGGCGGUCGGAUGGAGCGGGGCUGUUGAGAAGGGUUCGGAAUUCGUGACAAUGAGGAUACCUGCUGCAGAUGGUGUUGCUGGUGCGUCACGGGCGUUGGACGAGAGAAGCGGAAUGGUGGAGCUUUUGAGCCGCUUUGCAGUUUUGGUUGCGAGUCAGGCCUUCGCAGCUGCGCAGUAUGGUUGUGAGUGUGCCAUCGGUUUUGGAGGAGAGGCGGCCGGUCUGUGGUGCCUUGCGGGUGGUAGCGCUUUCAGCCGCAUCGCUGUUGCAGUGCGUGGAAGGGUGUUAAGCGUGUUGGUGUUUAGGAUAGGGACGUUUGGAUGCGUGCAAGAGUGGGGCAUAGGUUUUGGAGGAGAGGCGGCCGGUCUGUGGUGCGUUGCGGGUGUGAGCGUUGUCAGUUGGAUCGCAUUUGCAGUGCGUGCAGGAGUGCUUGGCCUUGUGAUUUUUAGGAUGGGGCCGCUAGGAUGCGUGCAGAUGGAAAGUUGUGUUUGUAUUGCAGGAGUGGGGCAUAGGUUUUGGAGGAGAGGCGGCCGGUCUGUGGUGCCUGGCGGAUGUGAGCGAGUGGGCCAUAGGUUUUGGAGGAGAGGUGGCCGGUCUGUGGUGCCUUGCGGGUUGUACGUGCUGCAGUUGUUGUUGGUGGGCAGUGAUUUGCUGGUUCGGCUGGACGGAAGAGCGUAUGCAUUCAUGUUCAGCGCUGAGUGGGAGUGGGAGGGUUGUUUGUUUGCCGUUGGUGAGUUGUUGAUUUGCGGCUAUGCAGAUAAGAAGCUCUGUUUGUAUUGCAGGAGUGUGGCAUAUUUUUUGGUGGAGAGGCGGCCGGUCUGUGGUGCGUUGCGGGUGUGA
Molecule: messenger RNA, 2023 nt
Organism: Eimeria necatrix
Lineage: Eukaryota; Apicomplexa; Conoidasida; Eucoccidiorida; Eimeriidae
Exons: 27
Source: RefSeq, a predicted model, not a curated record